UGGAAAUGGAGUAUUUGGAGAGCAUUUUGGGAUUUUUAUACACGCAGGGAAUACUUGAUGAAGAAAAGUUGCAUGAAUUUAGAGGUAUUGUUCAAGGAACAGAACAGCAGAAUAACCCUGCUUCUCAAAAAUUUACUGAGUUUAAUUUGACUCAUAGUAAAUCUAAGACUUUUGAAGAUCCUUGAGAGAAGGGAGAUUUUAUAUUUAACGGCAAAUAAUGACAUUGUGAGGCUCCCUACACUUGAGAUUAACAAGGAGGAAACACCUGACAAAACUCCUUUCUUCGUCCAGUUUUCAAGUGAGAAGAAGGAAAAUUCAACUUUUGCAAAGCUUCAUCAGCAGAGACAAAGUGAAAUCCAAGAAAAAGAUUUUGAGGAGUUUAAUAAACAACUUGGUGUCGAUCAAAACUCAGUCAUGAAUCUUGACCCUCCAAGCAUGAAGGAAGUCCAUGAUAGCGGCGCUAACAAAUCAUGGGAAGUUGACCUAAACGAAGACAACUACUGAGAGAGGUUCAUCUUGGUUCUUUCCCAAGUAUUCCAAAACCUUACCCCACAAGAUAUGGUUCAGAUGUCAGAAAGGGUAGUCCAGAGAUGGCAGAUGGAUGAAGAGCAGGCUUAUAAUAACAAAAUGGGCAAGCUAAUUUCUGCUUAUGAGAAGAUCCAUCUUCAUAAUAAUAUGAUUCAGAUGACUAAAGCUUUUUAUACACUUAAGGAACACCGAAAAGAAGUUCAAAGAGAGGAACCUAAUGCAGGCAAGCUCUAGUUGGUUGAUACCUAGAUAUGAAAGAAGAGUUUAACAUAACUAACAAGUAUUCCUACGAUUCAUCAAUGAUCUCUACGGGAAAUAUGACAAAAUCUGGGGUAGAGAAUUUGUCUAAUCAGAGCAAUUUAUACGGGUCAUGUUUAGGAAGCAGAAAACUCAUGUUCAGUCCAAACCAGAUGGAAGAUGAAGCUCAUAACCAAAAUAUGUUUCAGAGACAAAGUUGAGCUGAAGAGAGUCCAAAGAGAGCAAUUCAUUUGAAAAUUGACAAGUAUACUCCUAAGAAGACUGUAUAUUUGAAUCAAAAUAUGCAUAUCGAAAAAGCGCAAAGAAGAAGUUCUAGAGAACAAAAAAUAUAUUCAGAAAGACUUGCUAGACCGAGAAAGAUCUAUGAGAAGAAGGAGUUCACUUCUAAGGAGGAAGAAGAGCUAGAUAACUGUACAUUUAUUCCAGAUAUUUCAGCAUCUCAGGCUUGUGAGCCUUCCUCUUCAGUGAAUCCAAACUGAACUAGUCCAGAAUCUACUUAUGAGAGGCUGUACUAUAAAGGGUGCCAAAGUAGAGACCAGAGGAAACACUAUUAUGCUCAAAUGAGAUGGGAGAAGGAAGAUCACGGCUGCACUUUCCACCCACAGACAAAUUCCCCUCAAUCCACCUCCUUGACUUCGAAUAGAAGAAGCAGAAGCAAGAAAAAUGGCAAAAGUGUUUAUGCUAGACUUUACACUCAAAAAAUAAAAACUCCUCUCUCCUCCAAGCCAUCCAAUCAAGAUCGGAUCCAAAUUAUCCCAUCUUCCAACUCCCUAAACCCUGACCUCCCCGCAGAGUAUGCAGAACACAGCGUUCGGAAGUCAGCCCAGAGAAAAGCCGAGAUCCAGGUCAUCAAAACCCAGGACAAGGAGCUAAAAUUUGUUCCUGAAAGGGUGACCAAGGGGAAGGACUCCCUGUAUGGCCUUGAUAAGGAGCCUUAUUAUGAGAAGUUUAAUAGGCUUUAUAAUGAUCAUGCCGAGAAACAUAAGAAGAGAAGAAGAGCAAAGAAGGAAAGAGAUGAAAUCAUUACUAAACAAGCUUGUAGAACUAAACGGGGAGGCUCCGGACAUUCUAAGGGAUCGAGGAGGCAUGAUAGUGUGACUAAGGUCCAGUAUCCUAAGGAAAUUCAGAAAAAGACCCAGAAAUUAUUGGAGAAAGUUAAUAGAGAGGAGGGUGUUACGUUUCAUCCGAAAAUUAAUAAGAAAAGUCAGGCUUUGGCAGCCUCUAAGUCUAGUACUCAUGUAUCGCAUAGACACUUAUCGAAGAAUACUCAAAGUUUGAAGAAAUUUACAGAGUUAGCUUCUAAGUAUAGUAAAUCCCCUAAUAAGACAGGUAGAAAUGUCAAUAAAAGUGGUUUGAGUACUAGUGGGUAUAAAUAACCAUCAAAAUUUGCCAGAAUUUAAGUUACCAACAUCUUCAAGUCAGCAGAAUGAUAGGUAUCAUCCUGAAGACUUUACUUACUCCAAAUUGACUGAGCAAAUGAUCACUGAGGAAGAUGACCCUGGAGAGAUUAGGCUAGCUCCAGAGAAAUAUCGGAAAUAGAGGAAAUUA
This is a messenger RNA of Moneuplotes crassus, 2334 nucleotides long. NCBI's taxonomy places the organism in Eukaryota, Ciliophora, Spirotrichea, Euplotida, Euplotidae. The record is from the annotation of a GenBank genome assembly.